Aspergillus mulundensis is the source of this 1707-nucleotide messenger RNA. RefSeq lists its product as uncharacterized. The record is from RefSeq and is a predicted model, not a curated record. Bases 1 to 1707 code for a protein of 568 amino acids. Lineage: Eukaryota; Fungi; Ascomycota; Eurotiomycetes; Eurotiales; Aspergillaceae. The transcript has a single exon.
AUGGACGCUGGCGGUCUAGCUCAGAUGACUUACAACUCAUCUUUCAAUAAUGGGUCCUCGCUCGGUGCGCCUGGAUCCGGCUUUGGAUCUCGGAGGAAAGCCGCCAAUGUCAAGCGCUUGAGUGUGCCGCCUCCGCAUAUCUCGACCAUUGAUGAAUCGCAGCCGGUCGCUACCCCACGGACCAGUCGCUCCCACCUUUUGGCGGGCUUGAGAACUGCACCCAAGUCAGCUACCGUUCCCUCUAACAACCAGCGCCGGCAGCACCUUGGUCUGGAGGGAGAUCGGUAUGGCAAUCUCUCCAAUCGCACUGCCGAACGUAACGUGCCGCAAACCGCGACGGGAACUGGAUUCCCACGACACUCAUUGAUGAUGAACCAGGGACUCGACACCAAUGCGGGUCGUCCUAUGUAUACCUUGCCGGAGCAGGUCCUUGCACCUCCGGCUAUUGACUUUCCUACUGAUAUCCCCAUGGACGACAAUCUGUAUGCGGAACUGAUGUCCACGAACCUGUUCCUUGCUGCUCAGCAGCAGCGCUUGCAGCAGCAACUGCUCAGCGUCACCGCUGCUGCCCAACAAUUCCAGGGUCUGAGCUUGGGUGCGAAUCUUGCUCAACAGCAGCAGGACUUUUCUCAGAUGUCCGUCCCGAGUAUGGGUUUCUAUCAGCAGCAGCUUCAGCAGGGCGUGCAGCCAGUGGUUCAGCCCGUUGCUGGUCAGCCGGGGCUGUUCUCCGUCUACAAUCCAUUGACCGGUCAAAUCAACUAUUACUACGACAACAAUUCCCAGCAUGAUCUUUCCCCGCCUUACCAAUCCGAGGAAGAGGCCCCUUCUCCCCCCCUCCAUGCCCCACCCUUCCGGGCUGAGGUCUCUCCCCCUCUUGAAUCAGUCAAGUCUCCCGUCAACAUGUCUGAAGAGGUGCCUUCCAACGUCACUCCAAUUUCGGAAGACAGCAUCGCGCCCCUUCCUCCACCAUCUGCCAAUGCCUUCCGCAGGGCUCACAAGAAGAACACGUCCUUUGGCCCAGGUCCCAAGACUGGUAUUGACACCAACAAGGCCAACAGCGCUGCUCACAUCACUGGCCCCAGGACUGCUCCAAUCAUGACCCCAGCCACUGGAACCUUCGGACCUGGUCAGGGUCGUGCUGGAGAGCACCCUGUCCGCCAGCCCCGCGGUCCGCCUUCGCUCGAAGAACUCGUCGCUAAGCCCACCUCGAGGCACGAAGGAAGCAAAAACUUUGCUACCCGUCAGCGUCGUCGUGCCGUUCAUAACUUGGUGCGCGCAGGUAUUGAGCGCCGUGGUGAUUCUCGAAGCCUGGGACACAGCAGCGGUGGAACCAACACCCCUGCCAGCGAAAAGGAAUUCACCUUUUCCGACAAUGAUGAUGCCACAGUUCGCAGUGGCAGCCUUUCGAGCAAACCUAGCCUAGGCAGUCUGCGCGCUGUUGCUAACGGAGCCAUUGGCUCUGAGAGGAAGGAGAGAUCCUCCCGGGAGCGCAGAUCGCAGGACAGCCCGUUCAGCACAGCCUCCAUCAGCGAGAAGGACGGGUACUUUUCAGGCAAAUUUGCGGACCACCCUUCGUCCGAAAACGGAUCGCCAUCCAUCGCUGCUGUCGUCGCUGGCCAGAAGACGGUAGCCCAGGGUACGGAGAGGCGCAAGACCCCUAUGCUUGUGCUGUCAAGCGCCGAAAAGCGCAAGACUCCGAUCAUGUGA